CUCCCUUUUUUGGUUUGUUUACAUUGGUCGUGAAUUUUUUUUACAAACUUUUUCCUAUUGGGCUUGCUUUUUCAAGUCUUUUUUACUAUCGUCAUUGGUGUUAAUUUGACAUUUGACAUUGUGACUUUUCAUUGAUACAAGAGAGACUAUUUUGAGCUAUGGAGGAUUCAAGAAGCUCAGAUUAUCAAUCACCUGAUGAUAGUGAUCAAGUUUUCGAGAUUACAGACUUUACCACUGCCACCGAUUGGGAACGUUUUAUUGCUGAUUUCGAAGAGGUUCUUCGUAACUGGGACACAAUUCAGCCGCCUGAUGCCCAAGAUGCUUCCAAACCGAAAGGAGUAAUCUAUGGUCUAGGACCGAUUGGAGAUCAUUUGUAUUAUAAUGAAACUGUUAAACUUAAAUUUGCCAAGUUCGUGCUUAUAGUUAGCGUUUACUGUUACCAAGGGCCAGAUGUCGACAACAAAAAGGAAAGACUGUAUACUGGAAGGGAUACUGAAAGUGAUCUGGAGGAUACUGAUGAGAAUAUAAAAGUAUUCCAAGAUUUAAUGGAUUUUCGCUACAAUUUCCCAAACAAGGCCCAUUGUAUUUAUAGAUGGUUUGGUGUUAAAAAAUUUGCCGUCAUCUCUCCUAUGGAAGAUAAUCUUAUAACGAGUGAAGAUCGAGCUAAAUUGCUUCUUAGCUCGGCUGCAAUUGCAAUGAGAAAUAUCAAUGUGUAUAUUCCUGUCUUUGUUCAGAUUCAUCAUCCCCAGAGGAAAUUCUUUCAUGGCAUAUUGGAAGGAUCAACAUCACGAAUAAUGUUUGACAUGAUUCAUUUUAGAGAUAUUCCGGAAAAUUAUCGGUAUCUUUCAGAGUUGACCAAAAUUUUCCGUGAAAAAAUUGCAUCUCCACUGAGGGAAAAGGUUUCAAUUGAACUAUCAGUUCGAUUCACUCAUAUAAUCAGAGAAUGGCCUCAAGAAUGGUUAUUACCUGAGCCAGAAGCAACCGAAGAAUCAACCGACUUGGAGGAAAGAUUGUACUCUCUUGAUAAACUUCCGAUGCCUCUCAUAGAAUAUUCAUCUCCUUCAGCUCCUAUCGAGGAAUUACACCUUUCAACCACUUGGCCUAAAUUAUCUGAAGAGUUCAUCAAUGACUCGCCAAAUCACAGCAAUUUAAAUUCAAUGGAUGCACAAUAUUGGUCAGCGCGUGUUUUAUUCCGAGACAGAUUUACUCCUAACUUGAUACAUUCCAUAAGUAGCUUGUUUAUUCUGGAAAAAUCAACCAAAUAUGCAGAUCAACCAUUGGGUAAAUUUACAGGACUUCAGGAAGAGAAAGAGAUUGAAGCUAAAGCAGCCCUUGAUAAACUUGCCGGUGUCGGACCUCCAACCUUAACAUUACCGCAAUUCCGAAAUUUUUCAACCUGGAGUUUAUCUGAACAUCUUAAAUGUCAAAUUGUUGACUACAUUUUCACUGAACCAUCUCAAGCUAAUGAACCAAUAAAUAGCUUACUCAAAGAUUAUCGAGGAUUCAAAUCGUGUCCAUACAACAAUUUAACUUGGCGCCUAUCAAUCAUAUUUCACCAAUUUAAAGAUUUAAACACGAUAGCAUACCUUUGGAUCGAAAUAGUGAAAAAAUUAAGAGACCAUUGGGAGAGUAUGACUGACCUGCCAAGUCUAGAGCCUGACUCGCCCAAUCUUGGAACAUGUCUUUUGAACCAAAAACUUCAGAUGUUAAAUUGUUGUAUCCAACAAAAGAGGAAACGAGAAGCCAUCAAAGCUGCACUUGAUACGGGAAAAAAGAAUAUUAAGAGAACUGGUGAUGAUAAUGAUGGAGAAGAAAAAGAUUCAGAAGAUGAAUUUUUCGAUGCAGUGGAAGAUGAAAAUGAGUUUGAAGGAAAACAAGUGACUACUUUUGAGGGGCGAUCUCAUCAAUUAAAUGAUCUAACUUUGGUUAACAGUGAUGAGCCAUUAUUUGUCCCAAUCACUCAAGAUCCUGCUCCCAUGACUGAGGACAUGAUGGUUGAACAAGUUGAAAUCUUGGCUCAACUGGGCACAUCAAGUGAAGGAGCAGCUUUAAGAGCUCGAAUGCAAUCAGCUCAAUUAAUAUCUGACAUGGAAGCCUUUAAAGCAGCCAAUCCUGGCGCAGUGUUGGAAGAUUUUGUUCGUUGGCAUUCACCAAGAGAUUUCAUUACAGAAUCGGAUGAAGGUGGAGAAAGCAAAGGACAAUUGUCGGCUCGUAUGCAAACUCCUGGAAAUAUGUGGCGAGAGGUUUGGGAAUCAGCUAAACCAGUUGCUGUUGUUCGUCAGAAGCUUUUAUUUGAUUAUACCAAGGAAGCUGAAAAAAUCUUGCAUUCAUUUGAAUCAUUAACUUUAGCCGGUUUAGUCAAAUAUUUAGCUCCUUGUCUAAUUCACUGUGCAACAAGUCAAUUGUGUAAACGUCUACAGACUAUUGGCUAUUCAGAGGCUACAUUUGGUUUCAACAUUAACGAUUUAACCGGCUACUGUUCAACUGAAGAUUUUGACAAAUGUUUAAAUAUUUUGGCAAAUCUGGAGACUCGUAUAAUCAAAGCUGAAUCAUUGAAACGAUUGUUUACGGUUGCUCAUAAUUUCUACGAUGCCUCCGAAGAAACACCCAAUUGGAAUACGUUAAAUCCUUUCAUUUUGGGUCUUAUCCAAGAAAAAGAAAUGGAAAUUUCUGGUGGAUCCAAGGGUUAUUUGGGUCGAUUAAUGAUUACUUUAUUUACUGAAUCUUCUCAAGCCUUGUAUGAGGAAAAGACCACAGUUGGGGAAAGAUAUUCACAGGCUUAUGAUAAAUCGGCUCUUCCUAAACCAAUUGCUAAAGAGUAUAUACUUCGAAGUACAUGUCCAAGGCCUUCAAUCACAUCUAAACCUUUACCUCAGCGGAUGUUUGCAUUGAUUACUCCAAAUGAAUUCAGAGUCUCCGGAGCUUUUUCACAAGAUACUCUAUUUAGAUAAAUUAUCUCACUUAUUUGAUUACUUUUAUUGGUAUUUUAGUCAUUAAUCUGUGUCUUAAUCUUUGUCCAUAACAUAUUUUAUUACUAUUUACCAUUGAUCAAGUCUUGCAAGCAGUUGGGAGUUAUUGCAAUUUUUUAUUAAUCAAUCAAAUUACAUGUAUCUUUUGUUUAUACUUUCUGCCUGAGGAUUACAUGUUUGAUAUUAAAAUCAACAAA
Messenger RNA from Tetranychus urticae (two-spotted spider mite), 3166 nucleotides. It is a transcript of the gene Rab3GAP1, whose product is annotated as RAB3 GTPase activating protein subunit 1. Gene Ontology annotation, molecular function: GTPase activator activity. Gene Ontology annotation, biological process: positive regulation of GTPase activity. NCBI's taxonomy places the organism in Eukaryota, Metazoa, Arthropoda, Arachnida, Trombidiformes, Tetranychidae. The record is from RefSeq and is a predicted model, not a curated record.